Molecule: messenger RNA, 5802 nt
Organism: Patella vulgata (common limpet)
Lineage: Eukaryota; Metazoa; Mollusca; Gastropoda; Patellidae
Product: KH domain-containing RNA-binding protein qki.S
Exons: 8
Coding region: 113-1093 (326 amino acids)
Biological process (GO): regulation of mRNA splicing, via spliceosome
Cellular component (GO): nucleus
Molecular function (GO): mRNA binding
Source: RefSeq, a predicted model, not a curated record
CAAAUUUUGAUGGAAAGAGGGUAACACUAAUAAUAGCAAGUCUUGGUUUGUAGUUUGGAUUCUAACCUUUCUUAACUCAGGUAGUUUGCUACAGAAUUCAAAGCUUGUUAACAUGGGGACUGAAACUAACAAAGAUGAUCGUAGUACGCCAGAGUACUUAGCCCAGUUACUUAAAGAUAAAAAACAAAUACAAGCUCUUCCAAACGUAUUCGUUCAUGUGGAAAAGCUUUUAGACGAAGAAAUUAAUAAAGUAAGAAUCUCCCUCUUUCAUCACAAAUCCAACAGAGAACCAUUAGAAUUACCCACAAAUGAAGGAGCAGUUGUGACAUUAUCAGAAAAAAUAUAUGUUCCUGCAAAAGAACAUCCAGAGUUUAAUUUUGUGGGUCGGAUAUUGGGUCCGCGGGGUAUGACAGCUAAAGAGUUAGAACAAUAUACAGGAUGUAAAGUUAUGGUUCGGGGUAAAGGCUCAAUGAGGGAUAAGAAAAAGGAAGAACAAAAUCGGGGUAAAGCAAAUUGGGAACAUUUAAAUGAAGAAUUACAUGUACUAAUAACAGUUGAAGACACAAGGAAACGUGCUGAAUUAAAAUUACAGAAAGCAACAGAAGAAGUUAAAAAGUUAUUAGUACCAGCACCUGAUGGUGAAGAUGAUUUAAAGAAAAGACAACUGAUGGAGUUAGCCAUCAUUAAUGGCACAUAUCGUGACACAUCGAAACCGGCCACAGCUACAUCACAACCAGUCACUCCGAGUCAAGCUCCCAGGUUCAUGGGUCCACCUUUAACAGUACAACAAGCCGCUCAAUUACGAACAGGGACACCGACCGGAGCCCCACUUAUUCUCGCACAACGCAUGCCAAAUAUUGCCACAAGUACUGCUGGAAUGAUGAAUGGUCAACCACCACCAUUAAUAUCACCAACAGAUGGGGGAUUAAUGUAUAACCCUUAUGAGUAUCCAUUCGCCUAUGCACCCGCUGCACAUAUAUUAGAGUACCCAUCAGGAUUUGAACAAGCUGCUGCUGGUGCUGUACCGAAAAUAAGACGAACAAUAGCUGGAAUGCGAGAACACCCUUACACUAGGGUCACAACGCUUCCAUAAAAAUGGAAGCUGGCAACUAACAAACCCUGGUCACAAAGUCCAUCCCUGUUGUGGCUUUUUGAGGGCUAGCCGACACUGCACAUCUCACAUCAUCUACAGUAUUAGGAGAUCGGGCCAUGAAAUCAGUCGCUGUACUCUACAUCACUAAUGCCUUGACUGGGAACUGUUUUAAUUCUUUGGACAGUUGUUUGAAAGGUGCCUCACGAGGGCAUCCUGCCAGCAGCUAAGUGCCUGUAUUAAUUUGACUGGUUACUAAUGUUGCUGUGAAGUUCGUCUCAUCUCUGUAGGACUUAUAUUUAAAUAUAUAUUUAUACUGUAAAUUAUGUUAGAUUUUGUUAGAAAUCGGCACCUAGUUUAAUCAAAACUUUCAUGCAUAUCUUUUUUGUUAAAUAUAAAUUAUCAUUUUUUCUUUUGUAUCAUUUAGAAGAGGGAUUUUUUUGUACAUAGUUCUAUUUUUACUUUAAAUCAUGCGAACAAAAAAGAAUUAUUAUAGCAUAAUUUGUAAAUUUUACAUGAGGAUGAAUAAGCUUUGUACAGGAUUGAUAUUUUGUCCUAUAUGGAAUCUCAAUAUGAAAAAAUCAGCCUAUACAAAGUUGCAUAAUUCUACUGCUGUUUGAUAUUAUAUUAUAUACUGUCAUAUGUUACAUAUUAAAAUAUACUCUUGUACAACUCCAGAGAUGAGAAGCGCACACCAGUAGAAUCUUUUUCAAAUUCUAUGAUGAAUAUUAACUAAUUACUGUAUGUAGUCUCAAUUUAAUUAUUUAAUGCCAAAAUUAAUUAGAUCUUCAUUAUAUAUGGCUGAAAGAUAAUUUGAUACCGUAGAUGAUAUGAUUGUUUAAAAAUAUUAUUCAUCUUUUGUUAGACCGGUUUUGUCUAUUAUUUUCACACUGAUCAUGGCUCAAAAGAUAGAAUGAAUAAUAGAAUUUUAAUAAGUAAUUACUCUUUUUCUCUUAAUUUAGCUACGGUUGUAUUAGAUAUUAAUUGCUUCAUAUCAUCAAGGUAUCCAAUCAGUCAAUCUAAAGUAUUAACAUGUCAGUUUAAUAUCUUGUUUCAUUAUAACUGUUAAUAUAUUUUUUUGUUAACCAGAUCUAUUUGUUGAUGGUAACCCUGUUAUAUUUUUAUUAAUGUUAGAUUGCUUUAUAUUUAAAAUUCAAUUCUCUGCAGCUGGCUUCAGAUUUAUAAUUUUCCACCUUUUCCACACUGUGUCAGAGAACUUUGUAUCAUUCAAAUUUACAACCCGAACAACAUGUAAUCAAUGAGAACUAUUCUUUUUUUUCCGAGAGAAAUUUGAAAACAAGCUGAAACAUAUUAGAAUAUUCUUAUAUUGGAAUCUUUCCAACUGGUUUUGUUUGUGGUACAUGCUUUAAAAUUUACAAAGAAAAACAUUAAGAGUUUAGUUUAUGGCUUUGAUUAGAAGUUCAGUGUAAACUGGAGCUAGCUGCUGAUUAGCUUGAAUCUCAAACUGGCAUGCAAGAAAAUAUAUGGCAUAUGCCAAAACUAGAAUUAUAUUUCUAAUACUGAUGACUCUUCCUCACACCUUUUAUAUUAUAUCAUUAACAUACAUGAUUUAAGGCAAGUGUGUUGUAACAUAUCAUUAUAGUGCUGUUAUGGUGAGAAUAUCGAGGGAGUAAAUGAAAAAAAGACUUUCUGAUGACCUUAUGUGUGAUAUGAUUGUACUUAAAAGUAAGACAUAUCUAUGCAAUCUACAAUCCCGCCCAUCAACAGCUAAUUGCCCAGCAUAUCUGAGAUCUUAAUGUUGCCCUACCCCUUCUCGGAAUGGGCAUUCUUACACUCUGGGGUUCAAUAUUUUAAUUAGCUUAUAUUCUGGAGAAGUUCGUUCAUUAAUCUCAAGAUUUCAUCAAAUGAAUUAUUAUUUUAUAUUGUACACAUCUCAUUUUGUAUUUUUUGUAGCGUUUGUAUAGCUAUGCAUGUAAUUAUGCAGGGUUCGUAAAUAGGGAGGACUUGAACAUUUUAAUAUGUCCAGAGAUUAAUGACUUAAAAGUCUUCCAAUGAUCAUUUUGUAUAUGCAUAGUAUUAGAACAAACUUGAUCCUGUAUAUACUCAAACUAUAGGCAUCUUUGCGAAGAUGCUGUCAAUAUAUGUGAUGUUAUAGUACUUAAAGGACGUCACUAUGGUGUUGUGUGCUCUAGAGGUUUGGCAUUGUGUGUAUUGUCUCAUAAUGACCAACCUUCAUAUGUUUUAUUGCUCAGAUAUUACGCCAUGUACCUGUGUAAUGGCACCUUGUGUAUAAAUGUCUUGCAGAACUGUGAGAUUGGUGUGGUAAUUGCCAAAUUUGGACAAGUUUCCCCCCCCCCCCUUUUCUUUCCUCUUUCUCUUUGUAUAUUCAAAUGUGUAAUUGAAGUGCGUUUAAUGUGAUGCCCUCCUCUUAGCAAAAUAUGACUUCCAUGAACGGAAUUAUCUAACAAUGUGCCUUACCUGCAUGGAAUAUUAUAGGAAUCAAGCCAUAAGAUAACUGGCUUUGCAUAUUUUUGUACUUGAAUUGUAACUGUAAUUUGUUGAUGCUUUUCAUAUACUACUAAGUACAUUAUAAAAUCUUGUGUAUCGUUUAUUUAUAUAUAAUUGAAUAUCUUAGGUAAGUGAAUGUUUUCCAUGUGCAACACGUCAAAAUGUUCAGCAUAAUAUUUAAGUUAACUAACUGUUUUAUCGGCUUUGGGCAGGAGAUAUUAUUAAUUAAUACAUUUACUGCCUGAAAUUUGAGGGAAUCUCAUUUCUUAUAAUCAUAUUUUACCAUACAGUUCUACUAAUAAUUUGUCACUUGAAAUACUCCAGUCACUUUCUUCCAUCCUGCUAAAACAUUUACUAUUUACUUGAAUAAUAUUGGACUAAUAGUAUCUCCUUGUGUAACCUCUAUCUUAAUCUAAUCUCAAUUAAACAUAUCUUCCUCUAUUGGAAACACUUGAAUCAGAUUAUAUUUGUAAGGGUUUUUGAGUGAUUGAUAUUUAAUGGGGGGUAUUUACAAAUUCUGCUCAAUUAACUUAAAUGAACUUAUUUUAAAAAAAUGAGAUAUUUUAUAAGUUGGUUAUUAACAAGCAGUAUGGAAGUUUGUUUAAUGGUGGUGUUAAUAGUUCAAGAUAUAUUAACACUGUUUGCAUCAUUCAUUAUUAACCACUCAAUUGCUACAGCUUUCAUUUAACAAUUGGCCAAUUUUUUUUUGUACCUUCGUACUUAUAUUAUUAUUACUACUAUUAUUAUUAUAUACAGCAAUAAAAUGUUUGUAGCCCAAAGAAUCCCUUUCUUCUUUUUCCAACUAACUCAAUAAAACAAGUAUUUUGUUGUGUUGUAAAUACUUUGAAGCUGGCAUGAUACAUUUCUGGUUUUGUGUGGUUUGAGGUUGAUGUAUUUUUGUCUAACAAACUACAUAUUGUUGGUAUUUUUUAUAUGUGAGCAGAUUUUUUUUUUAUCUCAGUAACAUUGACUAACUCUUCAACACAAAUGACUACCCAAACUAGAAUCGCACAAGUAAUUCCCAGGUACAUGUAUAUAGUUUUAUGAUCAAGUUUCAUUACUUGAAAGUCAUUUUAUGCCUUUUUGCUUGGUAGUUGGUAGCCAAUACUUGACAACUAAAACAAUAAUUAACAUUAGAGCUGUUUCUAUUAAUCUAACAAGUGCCUUAUAAUACAUACAUUAACAACGUGAUGGUUAUUAUUUACAUUAAUACUGAGGGAAAACUUGUCCAAAGUCUGCCUUAAUAACAAAAUAGGGUUUGGACUCAUCUUGCCAUUAUGUGAUUGUUUCUUCUUGUUUUUUUUUUUUUGUUUUUUUCAUUUUGAGACUUGCUCAAUUGCUCAAAUUGUUGUAUAUGACAUAAUACAUACUAAAUGACUAUGUGCUUCUUGUAUGUAGGGAAUUUUUCUCCUUUUUUUAAAUAUUUAUCCAUGACAUGGUUUAUACAUAUUGACUUUUUACAUAUAGUUAGCUCUGGUAUGGUUGGCACUCUUUCAAAGCAUAAUUUUUCUAUUCUCAAUUUUUAUAUACAUUUAUAUAUAUUUUAAAAAAAGAAUCUCAAUUAUGAACCGUGCAACCAUAAUAGAUUAAAAAAAAUUCUGUGGUCUUUUAUAUUGAUCAGUUGUUAAUGUCAAAGAUUAAAAAUGUAAGUAAUAUUUGCGAAUUAACCAGGGUUUUAUUUAUUGGGUUACUAGUAACCUUGAAUUGCUGUUGAAUUGGUAAUUUCCUCGUCCUUUUUAAAAAUUAAAUCCACAAAAUUAAUUUUAUGGAAGUAAAUAAGAUGCUCAUUAAAAAAAAUCUCUUAAUUUUAAUUCUAAAUAGUUAAUUGAUCAACAGUAAGAUAUAAGAUGAAAUUUUAAAUAGAUAAUUUAUUUCUGAAGAAUUAAUAUUUUAUAGUGAGAUAUAGGGCCUUUUUUUUAAAAAAAAAUGAAAUAAUCCUAUUCGGUUAUGUUUUACUAUCGUGUGUUCUACCUCAUAUGUUGAACCCAGGAUUCUUUCAUUAAUCUGUUAUUGCGCGGCCAAUUAUACCAGAGAUGUUUAGGUGCUUCCAGUCGCUCAUAAUUUUGUUAAUGUCGACCAGUAUUUACUAAAGUGUAUAUAGUACAUAAUGAACUAAGCUAUAUAUCGUUGGUUUUAAUCGUGUAUUUUUUUGCGCCCAGUAUUGUGGGGAUAUAUUCGACCCUAUUUAUCACAAGCCAGCAACUUCAAGGUUAUCAACGAAUAAAGUGUAUGCUGCAAUGUUA